AUGGCGCCUUCUCCCACUAUUAGACGGCUAUUGAAAGAAACACAAGAGCUGUCCGCAGCCGCGAAGAACCCAAAUCCAACUUUCCAUGCUGCGCCACUAUCUGAAGACAACCUGCACGAGUGGCACUUCACACUCCUUGGACCACCAGCACCCUCACCGUAUGCUGGAGGCAUAUACCACGGCAGAAUCACGUUGCCUCCAGCGUACCCCAUGAAGCCUCCCAACUUUCGCUUUCUGACACCUAGCGGUCGAUUUGAAGUUAACAGAGAAAUCUGCCUGAGCAUAUCUGGAUUUCACGAAGAAACAUGGCAACCUGCUUGGGGAGUACGUCUAGCGCUGACCGCUUUGCGAGGGUUUAUGAGCGAGGACGGUACAGCAGGUCAGGUGGGUGGUCUUGAAAGCCCCAGAUCAGUACGAGAAAGAUUGGCCAAAGACAGCAAGAGUUGGAAAUGCACAGGUUGUGGCGGAGAAGAGGAGAAUGACAACCAGAAAGGAUGGACGAAUGAAGAGCGCAUGAAAUGGUGGUGGAAUGUAUGUCGCGAGAAAGGUGUCAACGUCGAGGCUGAAAUAGAGGGCCUCGAAGAUUUACCAGAAGGUAUGAACUUAGAAGCUCGCGAUGUCAAGCAAGACAAAGGCAAGCAGAAGGAGAUUCCAGUGGCGACAGCGGAUUUAGAGGACACCGCGCAAAACCCAGAACCACAAGCACUCACAUCUCAAGUGCUAGAUCCAAAUGGAAAGGAUAAUGUCCAGCAAAUAUCAGAAAGUGCUUCUUCAGUCGUGCCUCCUGCUGCACCUCAGAUCAGUUCUACACCACAAACUAAACCAGAAGUAUCUGCCCAUGGUAAUCAAAGAAUACAGAGCUCGUUUGGUUCUUCACCCACACAGUAUCAGGACGUUCAGCCUCAACAGACACGGCUGCAGCACAUCCCUCAAGCAGAUUCUCCUAUCAGUAUCGACCGAGCAAUUACAGUCAUAUUUCUAGCACUAUGUCUCGUAAUAUUGAAGAAGAUGUUUUAUCCUAGUAGUGCUGGACCGCUAUUUGGAGGAUAUGAUGAUUUACGCAUGGUCAGGGAGUGA
Lithohypha guttulata is the source of this 1077-nucleotide messenger RNA. RefSeq lists its product as uncharacterized. The coding region runs from base 1 to 1077 and encodes 358 amino acids. The record is from RefSeq and is a predicted model, not a curated record. The transcript has a single exon. Lineage: Eukaryota; Fungi; Ascomycota; Eurotiomycetes; Chaetothyriales; Trichomeriaceae.